ACAACAUGGCGGACGAACCAAAAGAAUAAAAGGUUUUGUUUCAUAAAUUAUUUCUAGCCUAAAUCUCGAAGUAAAAGAUUCCUUAGAAGCCGUUCUGAAGAGCUUUACCAUGCCUGUCGUCCAAAGGAAGCGAGGGAAGGAGAAAGAACCUGAAAAGAUAGACCAAAAUGGCGUGGAAUCCAAAUCUGAAGAAAACAAAGAAAAGAAAGGUAAACCUGGUUCUUCUUCUAAGAAAGGAAUCAGUUCAGCGUCUAAAAUUUCAAAAGCAAAAGAUAUCGAAGGAGUCCAGAUCUUACCAAGAAUAGCCAUUGCUGUCGCAUUGAUUGCUGGGUUCGUUUGUGCGCGAGAUUUCUUUUUGGAGUGGUAUCUUGAAGAAUCAGGCGAAAGUACCUUCGCUAGUGUGAGUGAAACUAUCCCUCGACGAUACAUGGAUGUCAAGUGCUCUAACGACUAUGGAAAACAGUUCAAGGACUGCGUCCCUAAGAAAUGUGGACGUAUUGUGAUGGAUGGUGUUGUGAGCUUAGAAGAAGCUACGCAUUUGGUGAAGCUAGCGAAGAAAGGAAUGAAACAUGGGAAGCCUUCUGGAGGUCCGACCAUCCUUGAUCUUCACACGGGUGCAUUAACAUAUGAAGACAAGUUUGUUAAUAUUUAUACUAUAGCUAAAAAGCUAGGCAAAGGAGCAUUAUUCAAGAAGGAAGAUUUUGAUAUCUAUCGACAAGUGAAGAAUAAGGUCCACAAUACUAUUGCUAGAGAGUUCAACAUUAAUAAGGAUAAACUCUACUUGACUAAACCAACUUUCUUCUCUCGCAUGAAAGCAAAGCCUGCCAAGACGAUACACGAUGAGUACUGGCACCAACAUGUAGAUAAGAAAACAUAUGGGUCAUUCUACUACACRUCGCUACUUUAUCUAUCAGAUUAUUCCAGGAAUUUCACUGGGGGGAGGUUUGUGUUUGUUGAUAAGGCUUCUAACCACACAGUUGAACCAAAGACAGGUAGACUGUCUUUCUUCACAUCUGGCUCAGAAAAUGUGCAUUUUGUAGAGAAAGUUACAAAAGGUACAAGGUUUGCUAUUACUAUAUCAUUCACCUGUGAAAAGAAGUUUGCUAUUGCCGAUCCAAGUUUAGAAAAUAAUAAUUCCUAGCAUAAGUAAGCAACAUUAUACAGUGGAGUCCCAUUUUCUCAAACCUCCCGGAGACCAAGAAAAGGGUAAGGGAAGCAUAUGUGGCRUAGUAGUAGUAAGAGUACUCACCUCUCCCCAAGAUUGGCAGGUUCUAUUUCCRGACUGAGUGUCGUAUUUAAGUGAAAUUGCUUAGUUCUCUCCUGGGCUUUGAGGACCUUAUUCUCCAGGUUUACCAGUUUUUCCUACUCUGCAAAAAUUAAUUUCUAACUUCGGAAUUCAUUCAUGGAAUGGGGUAGUCUUCUUGUUAGCCUUCAUUGAGGGACCAUGAGGAUCUAGGACCAAACUUAUGACGGCUGUGGAGGAGAAUAGAUAUAGAGAAUAGAGGGCCACAGGUGUGUUAGCUAAUGACUAUUAAGUACAUGUAGAUGUACUACCCUCACAAAACCAAAACAGGCUAAAAAGGAUGUGGCUGAAUAGAAAUGGAGGUGAUUUGUAAUAUUGCAAGUCCUAAAUGAGACACRGCCUCAAAUUAGAGAUAAGUGGUAUAAUAGUGGUAUUCAUGUACAUGACUCAUUAUAUUUUACCCUGGAUAUCUAAACCUUCCAAUUUUUUUUGGAUCCAAAGUUUGACAUUACAGGACUCCACUGCUUAAUAAAUCUUUUAAAGUGUAUAUGACACGAAAAAAUUUUAAUGUUAAGAAUGUGUAGUUUAUUGGCAUUAAUAAGAAUAUC
Messenger RNA from Actinia tenebrosa (Australian red waratah sea anemone), 1851 nucleotides. Its product is annotated as 2-oxoglutarate and iron-dependent oxygenase domain-containing protein 3. Gene Ontology annotation, molecular function: oxidoreductase activity, acting on paired donors, with incorporation or reduction of molecular oxygen; iron ion binding; L-ascorbic acid binding. The record is from RefSeq and is a predicted model, not a curated record. Gene Ontology annotation, cellular component: membrane. NCBI's taxonomy places the organism in Eukaryota, Metazoa, Cnidaria, Anthozoa, Actiniaria, Actiniidae.